Messenger RNA from Portunus trituberculatus (swimming crab), 1243 nucleotides. RefSeq names its product PCNA-associated factor-like. The record is from RefSeq and is a predicted model, not a curated record. Gene Ontology annotation, cellular component: nucleus. The coding region runs from base 117 to 452 and encodes 111 amino acids. Gene Ontology annotation, biological process: translesion synthesis; regulation of cell cycle. Gene Ontology annotation, molecular function: chromatin binding. Lineage: Eukaryota; Metazoa; Arthropoda; Malacostraca; Decapoda; Portunidae. The transcript is spliced from 3 exons.
AGCAAGACCCGCCAUGACUAAAAAGCGCGCCAAAUCUGCCCACAAGAAGACAAGCCCAACUGUUCCUAUUUAACGCUUUUCUUGCUCUACGUGAGGUGAUACAGGCAGCUAACAGAAUGGUGCGCACGAGGGCCGACGCGACAGUCACCAAGGUGUCGGCGGCCAAGGCACCACGCAAGGUCUUCACUGCCUCCGGUGCCGGCUCAUCCUCAUCCUCAUCCUCCUCAUCCACUCCCUCUAAAGCUUCAAAGUACAGUGGCGGCAACUCCUACAAUCCCCAGCCGGUUCCUGAGUGGCAGAAGGGCAUUGGUUCGUUCUUCAAGACAGCGGAGGUGCCACAGAGCCAGGGCCAGGGCACCAGUGGGGGGAAGGACAGUGCCUCUCCCUCUCCCUCUCCCUCCCCUCCCUUCUCCCUCACCCUCUAUGCUUCCGAAAAAUGGUGUAGUUUCUGAUGAUGAUGAUGAUUAGGUUUUUUUUUAUUAUUAUUAUUUUUUAGAGCAUUUUAAACAUUUUAUCUUAUUUUUACACCAAUAUACUCCAUUAUUUGCAUCUUUUGUGUUUAUUUUACCUUUUCUCAUUAAUGUUCAUCGGUGUUUGGGACGACUGGCUAAAUUAUUCCUGCUUCUCAUCAUGAUUCUUUUUGUAUUAGAUCAUUUCAAACAUUUUAUCACAUUUUUAUACCUGUUUUAUGUCUAUUGUUCUUAAUUUUACCUUUUCUCAUUCAUAUUUACCUGUAUUGGCGUAAAAAAUCCUUACUUUUCAUUAUUAAUCAUUUAUAUUGACAAUUUCAAAUAUUAUAUCACAUUUUUGUACCAUUUUUUUUGUUUAUUCUUAAUUUUACCUUUUUUCAUUAAUAUUUACCUGUAUUGGCGUAAAGAUUCUUACUUUUCAUUAUUAUUCAUUUAUAUUGACAAUUUCAAAUAUUAUAUAACUUUUUUGUACCAUUUUUUUGUGUCUAUUCAUAAUUUUACCUUUUUUCAUUAAUAUUUACCUGUAUUGGCUUAAAAAUUCUUACUUUUCAUUGUUAAUCAUUUAUAUUAGACCAUUCCAAACAUUUCAUCACAUUUUUGUACCAUUUUUUUUUGUGUCUAUUGUUAAUUUACCUUUUCUCCUGAAGCUAAUACAGUUACCUUUAUUGCCUCAUUCAGCUAAUUACAACUACCUUCAUUAUUACUGCUUCUCAUUUUUAUUAUUGUGAUUAUUUUAUAUUGGACGAUUUAAAAAAAACAUUAUCACAUUUUUA